Molecule: messenger RNA, 312 nt
Organism: Prunus armeniaca (apricot)
Lineage: Eukaryota; Viridiplantae; Streptophyta; Magnoliopsida; Rosales; Rosaceae
Source: the annotation of a GenBank genome assembly
AUGGCCGUGGAUUGUUCUAUAGAUGAGCCUUCUGGGCGAGUGACCUGCCCCAAGAGUGGUUGCCACAUUCAUCGUUGUGAAUUUGGUAGAGCACAUCAAGUGUUUGAGGUAUCUCGUGGCCUUCUACUGGAGCUUCCUAACUUUAGAUUUUUCCUUUGGCAGAUUUCCAUUUGCCAAGUAAUCAAUGAUGUGGUCUUGCCAGCUAGGGUCCUCAUCAAUCUGUAUGGAGUCAAUUUGUUCUAUCUCUUUGAUGCUUGGAAGGUUAAUGUGUUCGACCGGGAUGAAGCUUCUGAACUGGGUGUUCAGUGCUGA